Capronia coronata CBS 617.96 is the source of this 2829-nucleotide messenger RNA. RefSeq names its product beta-glucosidase. Gene Ontology annotation, molecular function: beta-glucosidase activity. The record is from RefSeq and is a predicted model, not a curated record. The coding region runs from base 1 to 2829 and encodes 942 amino acids. Gene Ontology annotation, biological process: glucan catabolic process. NCBI's taxonomy places the organism in Eukaryota, Fungi, Ascomycota, Eurotiomycetes, Chaetothyriales, Herpotrichiellaceae. The transcript has a single exon.
AUGUCGUCUUUACAGCAAUCCACCUCUGACUUCGACGACGGCGAUCUCUCGGAUGAGAAUAUUACGCCUGCCCAUUCACGCUCACAUCUCGACCCAAGCCAGCACCGUUUACUGGGCCAUAACGAACUUGCUAGGGGCAAAGCCUCAGAGUACUUGGACUUCCUUGGCAACCGACUCUGUGCUGGCCGCAGACUCACCAAAAGCUACAUCGCUGUUUCUGUUCUCCUGCUAGCAAUAGUUACUUCUGCUGCAAUCGGUGGUGGUGGCUACUGGAUAUAUACCACCGCUGCAAAGGACGGUCAAUCCCCGCCAUGGUAUCCCACCCCACAAGGAGGAACUCUGUCAUCAUGGCAACAGAGCUACGACAAGGCUCAGAAAAUGGUUGAGCGGAUGAGUCUGGUGGAAAAAGUCAACAUCACCACCGGCACAGGAUGGGCCAUGAGCUUGUGCGUGGGAAAUACCGCCCCAGCCAUUCAUGUGGGCUUCCCUGGGCUCUGUCUACAAGAUGGUCCUCUAGGAAUACGCUUUGCUGAUCAUGCCACCUCCUUUCCUGCCGCUGUGACUGUAGGUGCCACAUGGAAUCGCAAUCUUAUGCGCAGACGUGGUGUCGUGCAUGCACGCCAGGCUAGGCUUAAAGGAGUCAACGUGCUUCUCGGCCCUUCCAUGGGACCUCUCGGACGCAAUCCUGCGGGAGGGAGGGUCUGGGAAGGCUUUGGGAGUGACCCAGUCCUCCAAGCGGUCGGAGCAUAUGAGACUAUCCAAGGUAUCCAAUCACAGGGUGUCAUGGCCACUGCGAAACACUUUGUCGGAAACGAACAGGAACAUUUCAGAAAGUCCUUCGAAUGGGGGCUGCCAGAGGCGCUCUCUUCCAACAUCGAUGAUCGGACUCUACACGAGCUGUAUGCCUGGCCUUUCGCUGAGAGCGUCCGCGCGGGCGUGGUCAGCGUUAUGUGUUCCUAUCAGAUGGUCAACAACUCUUACGCGUGUAGCAACAGCAAGCUGAUGAAUGGCAUCCUGAAAGAUGAACUUGGCUUCCAAGGAUUCGUGCAGUCUGACUGGCUGGCCCAACGCAGUGGUGUAGCCAGCGCUCUUGCAGGCCUCGACAUGUCCAUGCCUGGAGACGGAUUGUUUUGGCUGGAUGGAAAAGCGCUCUUCGGGGACCAACUCACCAUUGCCGUCCUCAACCACUCGGUCCCCAUGACGAGGCUGAAUGAUAUGGUGACCCGUAUCGUUGCGGCAUGGUAUCAAAUGGGGCAAGACUCUUGGACGUCAGAAGGCCCAAACUUCUCAUCUUGGACCGACGAAGAGUCCGGCUUCUUGCACCCCGGUAGCAGCACCAAACAAGAAAAGGUCGUUGUCAACAAGUUUGUGGAAACAGAGGACGAAGAGAGCCGGAAUUUGGCUCGAGAAGUUGCCAGCGAGGGCAUCGUGUUGCUGAAGAACUCCGACGCCAUCUUGCCCCUGACUCCCACGCUCUCCGGGCUGGGCACUGGGAACCGAAAGCGAGUCGCGGUGAUCGGCGAAGAUGCAGGGCCCGGCAAAGGUCCCAAUUACUGUGAGGAUCGUGGUUGCAAUCAAGGCACUCUUGCUGUCGGCUGGGGCUCGGGUUCGACAGAGUUCACCUACUUGGUUGAUCCGCUCUCCGCGAUCAAUGCAAGCUUUGACGGCUCAUCCGUCGAGAUCUUCAGCUCGCUCACCAACAGCGUGUCUUCCAAGCUGAAGACUAAGCUCAAGGAGCAGGACAUGUGCCUUGUUUUUGGGAACGCAGAUUCUGGAGAAGGCUACCGCAUCUGGCAGAACCAGCGUGCCGAUCGAAGUGAUCUCGAAAUUCAGAAGCGUGGAACUAGGCUCAUCCGUGCCGUUGCUGAAGAGUGCGGCGGCCCUGUCGUGGUCGUGAUUCAUUCCGUCGGUCCCGUCAUCAUUGAAGAGUUUGCCGACUUGGAGUCUGUCAAGGCCAUUGUCUUCGCGAACCUUCCAGGCCAAGAGAGCGGAAACGCUCUUGCCGAUGUUCUAUUUGGCAGGACGGACGCUUCAGGGAGGUUGCCGUAUACCUUGGGGAGAAGUCUUGAGGAUUAUGGCCCCGGCGCCCCUGUUCUGUACUAUCCAAACGCCAUCAUACCACAGGUCGACUUCAAUGAAGGACUGUACAUCGACUACCGACAUUUCGACAAGUACGGCAUUGAGCCUCGCUAUCCUUUCGGUCACGGGCUCUCGUUCACUACGUUCGAAUUGUCCGAUUUAGUUGUUACCGAGCUGAAGGCUAAAUCUCCUUUGCCCUCCCCUAGGCCGAAGACAUUGGCCCCGCCAGCCUUGGAUGAGACCAUCCCUCCAAUUGAGAGCGCACUCCUCCCAGCAGGUUUCUCCACGCUUCGCAAAUACGUCUAUCCUUACAUCUCCAGCACGAAGCAGGUCAAGGAAGGGAAGUAUCCAUAUCCUGAUGGAUACAACGUCCACCAAGAACCCAGCCCCGCCGGAGGUGGCGAAGGAGGCAAUCCAUCCCUGUUCGAAGACCAUGUCAGUGUCCAAGUCCGUGUCACCAACACGGGUAGCCGUACAGGCCAGUCGGUUGUACAGAUGUAUGUAUCCUUUCCUCCGUCAAUUCAAGAAACCUCGACCGGCGAAAUCAUCGACACACCCGUAAAGGUAUUGCGAAACUUCACGAAGAUCGAGCUUGACGCAGGGGCUUACCAGACAGUCAACCUUACCUUGACAAGAAAAGAUUUGAGUUAUUGGUCGGUGGUGCAGCAGAACUGGGUCAUGCCAGACGGACUGUUUACAAUCGAAGUCGGACAUAGCUCACGGAAUUUGCCCUUGCGGUGGGACUAUUGA